Molecule: messenger RNA, 1820 nt
Organism: Patiria miniata (bat star)
Lineage: Eukaryota; Metazoa; Echinodermata; Asteroidea; Valvatida; Asterinidae
Product: DNA primase large subunit-like
Exons: 13
Coding region: 136-1755 (539 amino acids)
Biological process (GO): DNA replication, synthesis of primer
Cellular component (GO): alpha DNA polymerase:primase complex
Source: RefSeq, a predicted model, not a curated record
GAUCCGAAGAUCUGGCGCGAACUGUUUCGCACCAAAGUGACACACGACAGCGAAAUCAUUCGCAAAUAACAUCAUUUUGCUUUAGAAUUUCUCGAUUUAUCAUCAGAUCUCUGACGGAAUCUAUCCGGCCUGACCAUGCAAUUUGGUGGAGAUCGGAAAAACACCCACCAGCGUCAGCAGAGAGGUCGGGGAAAGCCCCAACUUCGCGGCGGGGCCGACACAGCGCAGUACUCGCACCGGCUGCAGUUCUACCGGCUUCCGCCGACCGACAAUAUCUGCCUCAAUGAAUUCGAGGAAUUUGCCAUUUCUAGAGUGAAAGUGCUGCGUCAUGUAGAACAAGCCGGACAGAGCUAUGUGAGGGGAACCGACAAGUACAAGGAAUACAUGGAUAAGGAGCUUCGUCAUCUCAUGCCGCUGGCUGUCAGAAAGGAUUUGAAGGAUGAUUUUGAAGAAAGACGAAAAGAUCACAUUUCUCACUUCAUCCUGAGAUUGGCUUACUGCAAAUCGGAGGAUCUGAGACGUUGGUUCAUUGCUCAAGAAAUGGACCUCUUCCGUUAUCGCUUCUUGAUGGAGACGGACAAGAGAGAAGUCGCUCGCUUCCUGCAAGAAAACGAUCUGCACUUCACUCCUAUUCCAGACGAAGAAAAACAGCAGAUAGCCAAAUACCUUUGUGCCAGUAGCUACAGCAUGUCCAUGGCCAUGAUUGAGCACACGGAUUUCUACAAGGUUCCGUUUACAGAAGCCUUGGAUCUUGUGAGAGGUCGCAAGGUGUACCUUCACAGAGGCUGGGCUUAUGUUCCUCACAACGACUUGGUCUCCAUUAUACUCAGUGCCUUCAGGUCUCACCUCUCACAAGCUCUGGCCGUGACAGCCAGGAGCAUCCCUCAUCUUGAGGAAGACGAUCGUCUUCUCCCGAUGCUCAACAACCUCAGCAAGCAGUAUCUGGGACAGAACUACAGCAGCGGCAAAUCCAACACAGGCAAGAUUGAGCUCAAGGACAUGGACACGCAUGCCAGAAAGUCCUUCCCGCUCUGCAUGCGACAGCUUCACUCCGCCCUCCGCGAGAACCACCAUUUGCGCCACCACGGCCGCAUGCAGUACGGUCUGUUCCUGAAGGGAAUUGGCUUGACCCUAGAGCAAGCUCUAACAUUCUGGAGGAGCGAAUUCUCCAAGAUCAUGGAUGGAGAUAAGUUUGAGAAGCAAUACUCCUACAAUGUCCGCCAUAGUUAUGGUAAAGAAGGAAAGCGUACCGACUACACCCCGUAUAGCUGUAUGAAGAUCAUCAUGACCAAUGCUCCUGCAACUGGGGACCACCAUGGUUGUCCGUUCCGUCACACUGACAGCAACCUGCUCAAGCAGCGUCUCGCUGCAUACAAGGUCAACCAGUCUGGAAUAGAUGAGAUUAUCGAUCUUGUCAACAAAUCUCACUAUCAAGUUGCCUGCUCCAAGUACUUCAUGCUGACACACAGCAGCGUCAAGACAGAUGUUGCCAUCCAACAUCCUAAUCAGUAUUUCGAGGAGAGCCAGAAGAUCUUGAGCGGAGACAAGAAAUAUGAGGGAUCCAGCAGAUACACCUCAUCCCGUCCCAUGAGCCAGCCGGCGCCGAGUCCUCGCUUGUCUUCCCAGAUGUCUUCGGAACCCACCUCCCAAACCCAGUCCUCUGGCCAAGACCAGUUUGACGACGAGCUCAACAUGUCUUUUGAGGAGCUGGAGGCCAUGGAAAAAGAAGCUAUGGCGAGCGCAACCACAGCAUAAAUGGGUCGAGGUCAAAUUUGAUUGAAAAAGGAAGCAAUGCCAUUCCUUUUCUCUGUACGAUUUUC